Molecule: messenger RNA, 969 nt
Organism: Drosophila navojoa
Lineage: Eukaryota; Metazoa; Arthropoda; Insecta; Diptera; Drosophilidae
Product: collagenase
Biological process (GO): proteolysis
Molecular function (GO): serine-type endopeptidase activity
Source: RefSeq, a predicted model, not a curated record
GUUGCUUUAAGCUAUUAAAGAGAUAGCAGGCCAAUAAUUUGUUAGGUAAAACUUAGAUAAGCAGCAAUGCGCGCCGCAAAGCUAUUAAGCGCAAGGCUAUAUAAAAUGCAAGUUCAACUCAAUUGUAUAGAAAAAAUAGUAUGAGUAAGUUACUCCAUCUACUGUGCCUGCUGUUCAGCUCCUCUCUGGUUCUUGGUCAGGGACAUCCGCGUAUAACCAAUGGUAAACCGGCCUGGCAAAAGCUGUUGCCCUACCAAGUCUGGCUUGAAUGCACUUUCAAGGAGAGUGAAGAUCCAUUCUAUUGUGGCGGCACAAUCAUCUCCAAGCGCUGGAUCCUAACGGCUGCCCAUUGCCUGCAACUCUCAGACCAUGAAUUUAAAAAUGUGCUCGUCUUCGCGGGCAUCGUAAACACAACAGACGACGAUGAACCGGGCCGUGUGGAAAUAUUGGUCGAUAAGCAGGACACGAUUGUGCAUGCAGAUUACGAUGAGCUACUCGCAACCAAUGAUAUUGCACUAAUUCAUUUACCAAAGGAUUUGCAAUUUAGUGCAUACAUACAGCUAGCCAAGUUGCCCAAUAGAAAACGUCCCAGCACUUAUGAAGGCCGCAAAGCCCUUGUCUCUGGCUGGGGGCGCAUGGCCAACCAAGAACCCGCUGAGAUCUUGCAAUACCUGCAAGUCAAAAUCAUUCCGAAUAUACUGUGCGAAUUACUGUGGAACAAGGUCCUAGUUGCGGAAAAGAAAAUAAUAUUGGACUCAUUCCUGUGCGUUGACACGCAACGCGGAAUGCCCUGUGUCGGUGAUUCGGGCGGUCCUCUGGUUCUAGAUGAUGGCUCCAAUGUGCUGGUGGGUGUCGUCUCGCAUGGCUAUGAUUCCAAAUGUAAAAGACCUGUACCGGAUGUAUUCAUGCGCGUCUCAUCGUUUCUGGACUGGAUUGAACAGCGCACGGGUAGUCUUACUUAACAUUAAC